AUGGACUCUGCUAGUCUAGCCGAACCUACGCGUCCCGAAUUGGUAGAUGACUUUGUAGUGGCUAUACAUGAUUUCACAUCUCUUAGCUCUGGCUCCAAUAUUUGUUUAUCAUUUUCAGCCGGUCAGGUCAUUCGUGUUUUAAAUCGAGAUGGAUCAGGUUGGUGGGAUGGAGAGACAGUAUCGGAAGAUGAAGAUUCUUCGACACCUCCUUGCCGUGGUUGGUUCCCAAGUAACUAUGUCACUCCUCUUGAUUCUUUACGGGAUCAUGAAUUGCCUUUUCCAGCUCGCAAGAAACCUUCGAUUGCCUCGGUAGCCUCUGUGACCACCACUGCCUCAUCUGUGCCAGAUGGUCGUAGUGUCCCAGCCUCAUUUCUAUCUGUCCGCUCAGAUCAUUCAUUCUCAUCACCUACUAUCAGUAUCGAACCCACCUUAUACUCUUCAUCAAGUGAAUCUAGUGAUCCGAACGAGAGCUUUGUCACUGGAAGUUCGACUGCUUCAGUCACUCUUUCAGAUCCGAUAAGAAAGUCGAUUGAUUUAUUAAGAGUAGAAAUUCAAGAGGGUAGAAUUGCCACUGUUCAACCGGCUACAGCUAAUAUCAUUUCUGCUGUUCGAUCACUUUUGACUUUUACUGAUUGUUUAAAUCGAGAUUCACCCAUCUUAAAACUUCAUCCUCCUGUGACGCGUGAACGAAAACAAGUGUUAUCAGUCUUGGGUGUUUUGGUGGAUAAAGCUCGUAGAUUGACGAUUGAACACACGAAUCAAGUCAAGCUUAAUGAAUCUGAAGGACAAGUUAUGCCAGUUGGAAUCUUUAAUAGUCAUUUAACUGAGAUACUUCAAUCAGCUGAAAAAGUCUUUCAUAACGUUCGAAGGUUUCUUUUGAUUGCUCAUCGUUCUGGUAUCUUAAUCAGUCCUACUAAUGAACCAGUCAGUCAAUUAGCUUAUUUAGAUACUUCAACUCAUUCACUUUCGACUAUCGAUGAAAAACGUUCACCUCGUUCGGCUUCUACUACCAGUACAACUUCUUCUAUUUUUUAUGAUCCAAGAUUAUCUCAUUCUCCAAGUCAUAGUCCUGCUUUUUCCGAAGAUUCUCAUCGAUUACCAAUUCGUCAAACCAGUCAACAAAGUUCAUUUCAUCAAUCGGCUCCUUCUACUGCUAGUUCUACUCGACCUCGUGCUUCAACUUCGAUUUCUCAAUACCAAAUACCCAACUUUAAUGGACAAUAUAUCACUCGUGAAGUCCUUGAGAUGUUAGAACAAGCUCAUGAUUGUGUCUUAUCUACUGUGGCUGUCUUCAUUGGUCAUGCACACAUUCAUUCCAAUAACGCACAUCCUUCGAGUCACGCGUAUUUGAUUGAUAUGACUCGCGACGUGAUUGAACGAGUACGGGAAAUGCUAGUCUUGGUAGAAUCGAUUUCGAAGCAAGGUGUUAGUCAAUCGGUUGUCUCGAAUGCAUAUGUCGAAUUGACACAAGCACGAGAAGCGCUCUAUCUGGCUACCACUGGUCUGGUCACUGCAGCUCGGGUGGCUACCUCUGGACCUCUCGAAGAGCCUACUCCACCACUCGAAGGCGAACAGAAUGCAUUGUUGAUGGCUGCGACUUCAUUGUUAAGAGCUGCGAAUGAAUGUAUGGCUUCAGCUAGUCAGUGUCUAGAAGGUCAACUGCCUGAGACUGGUGGAUAUGAGGUGAUGUUUGCGGAUGCGUUUACGACUGAGCCUAGUAGUCAGAACGGUCGAGAAUCGAGAGCAUCGACUAGUCAUUUGAGUGAAGGUCUUCGGAAUCAUUCGCCUCCUACACCUGGUCGACGACCUCGGCACACGAUUUCAAUGUUGGGUCGCAAAGGGAAUAGUCUUCAAUGUCCUUCUCUUGACUCUGAUUCUGAGUAUGAUGAUGGUCAUUUACCAGAUCAGAUCUCAAUGCAAGCUGAGAAAGUGCAUUCGAGUGAAUGGAAUGAUUCAUCUGACCAUGGACCUAACUCUAGCACACUUGCUCAACCUUCGACAGCUCAAAGUAGUCCAGAAUCGGUAGACACUUCCUUUUCAUCUUCUCAACGUGGUUUCUCGGUCAUCUCCUUGGCUUCUGAUUCAGGUCAAGAUAUCUCAAGACCAAGAUCGAAUUCUCUUUCAUCACUUCGAACAGAUGGAUCUCGAGAAUCGACUCCACCUUCAUCUGCUAGUAUCUCUAUCUCUGAAGAACGUAGGAUCCACAAGUCAAGUAUAGAUACCCAAACUACUCUUCUGAGCACUGCAUCGACCAAUACGAUUGUUUCCUUUGAGUCUACGGUCACGCUCGAAUCAAGACAACCUAAAGAUUGGCUUUCUAGUCGAGAUUACCCUCCGGAAGAAGUGAGCUUUAAUGCCGAAGGAAAUGUGAUGGGUGGUACACUACGUGGUUUGGUAGAACGGAUGACGUUACAUGAUACACCUAUCGAAGCAGCCUUCUCUCGUACCUUUUUCCUUACGUUCCGAAUGUUUACUACACCGGUUGAAUUUGCUAGAGCAUUGAUUUCAAGGUUUUCGAUUCAAGGACCUCCGAAUCAUCAAAGCGCAAGUGUAGAAGAACAGAAACGAUGGCAAGUUCAUAAGAUUAUGCCGAUUCGUCUAAGAGUCUAUAACGUUCUGAAGACAUGGUUAGAACUUCAUUGGAGAUCGGAAACUGAUUCGGCAGCACUGGCGAUGAUUGCUGAUUGGGCCAAGACGAUUAUGUUACAAGUGCUUAGGAUCCCGGCUGAAAGGUUUUUGAGUUUGGUACAUCGUCGGAUUGAAGAAGCACAACAAAACAAUUCGUCUUUACCUACUCGAACUCCUUUGAUUCAUCAUCAAACCGAACAUGGUGGGAUCUUGAAUGGCACACCUACCUCUGCUCCACCUUUACCGAUUGUGUCUAAACAAGUGAUGAGCAUGCUUAGAGGGAUGAAUUCGACUAGUGAGAUGAGUAUUAUGGAGAUUGAUCCGACUGAAUUGGCUAGACAGAUUACUUUAUUGGAAUCCAAGUUGUAUUGUGGGAUCUCGGCUGAAGAAAUCAUUGGACAAGAUUUCAGUAAGAAGUGUAGUGAUGCAUCGAAUGUGAGGGCUAUGAGUGUGAUGACCACUAGAGCUACUGGAUGGUAUACGGAAUGUAUAUUGAAUGAAGAUGAUGUUAGGAAACGGUGUCAGAUUUUAAAGUAUUGUUUAAAAGUAGGAGCUCGAUUUCUCGAGUUACAAAAUUAUAAUGGAUUGAUGGCAGUGAUGAGUGCAUUAAACUCAUCUACCAUCACUCGAUUAAAACGUACAUGGGAAGCCGUUGGAGCUAAAUCCAAGACGAUUUAUGAUAGUUUAAAUAAAGCUGUCAAUCAUCAUCGAAACUAUGCAGAAUAUCGAGCUGCUCUACGGAAAGCACAUACACCUUGUUUACCAUUCUUGGGGGUUUAUUUGACGGACAUUACGUUUUGUCAUGAGGGAAAUCCUACCCAUCGUAUUUCUCCUCAUGAUCCUAAUUUAAAAUUAAUUAAUUUUGAUAGAUACCAAAAAAUGUCCAAGAUUAUUAAUGAUUUACAAAGGUUUCAAGUGGCUUACAGUUUAAUUGAAGUACCUGAAUUGGUUAGCUUUAUUAAACAAUCUUUAACUUCUUUAAAACAUGCAGGUUCGGCUGAUGAUCUUUAUCGUCGGAGUUUGUUUAUCGAACCUCGUGAACCUCAAAAUCCUUGA
Melampsora larici-populina 98AG31 is the source of this 3684-nucleotide messenger RNA. RefSeq lists its product as uncharacterized. Lineage: Eukaryota; Fungi; Basidiomycota; Pucciniomycetes; Pucciniales; Melampsoraceae. Gene Ontology annotation, cellular component: plasma membrane. Bases 1 to 3684 code for a protein of 1227 amino acids. Gene Ontology annotation, biological process: Ras protein signal transduction; positive regulation of GTPase activity. The transcript has 5 exons. The record is from RefSeq and is a predicted model, not a curated record. Gene Ontology annotation, molecular function: protein binding; guanyl-nucleotide exchange factor activity.